AUGGAGAAAGAAUCUCCCCAGAAGAUCAAGACUCGCUGUUCUCUGGAGAGCACUAACGGCAACACAAGUGCAGAGUCUGAGAAGGAUGUCAGGACCCUGAGAACUAAAAGGAAGGCCAGUCCUGAGAAGAAGGUGUCCAGGAAGAGGGCGAGGGUGGUUGGAUCUGAUCCCCAAAACACCUUUAAGGAGGAAUGUAAAGUCAGAGAGGACGGAGAGGGUCCGUGUACCCAGGACGACAAUGAAACAGCGUCCACCUCAACAGACACUGGCAACAAAGAGAGCAGUGACCCGUUAGAAGGCUGCAGUACAGUGCUGGGGGGCGUGAGGAAGCUGAGCAGUAAGAGUAAGGCCGCCGCUGACGUAGAACAACCAAUCUGGAAGAGGAAAAGGAUCCCGGACCUGAACGAGAAUAAAACUACCAAAUGGGACUUGAAAAGAAAUUCCCCAGAAGCUCAAUUUCAGGCCAAAUACAAGCAGCAGAAACAGCUCGGUGAAGGAGGCUGCGGAUCCGUGUACGCUGGAUAUCGCAUAGCAGAUAAAUUACCUGUUGCUAUCAAACACAUACCCAAAGACAAAGUCUUCUGCAAACUAGUGGACGACGAUGGGAAGCAGCUCUCGGUGGAGGUCGCCGUGAUGUUGAAACUGGAGGCAGACACAACGGGCCCGGAGGGAUCGACGGCUCCUGUGUCUCUGCUGGACUGGUACGACCUGGGCCAGGAGCUGAUCCUGGUGCUGGAGAGACCGGUCCCCUCCGAAGACAUGCAGAACUACAUUGACGACAAUGGAGGCUCCCUGCCGGAGGAGGAGGCCAAGGUGACAAACCAGCCUCCAGAGGAUAACUGUAUCUUUCACCGGGACAUAAAGGUGGAGAACAUCCUCAUCGAGACGGGCUCCGACGUCCCGCGCGUUCGCCUCAUCGACUUCGGUCUGAGCUGCUUCGUGAAGAAGCAAUCCUCCUUUUACCGCGUCUUCUACGGUACGCCCGCUCACAUCCCUCCGGAGUGGUACAGCCGCUGCACCUACAGGGCCGGACCCACCACCGUGUGGCAGCUGGGAGUCGUCCUGUUCGAAUCCGUUCACAGGAAAUCAUCGUUCGAUACCAAAAUGUUCAUCAGAAAUAAGAUGAAGAUCAACAGCAGGCUGUCCGAAGACUGUCAGGAUUUCUUACGGAUUUGUUUGUCCAAAGUCCCCGAACAGCGACCGACGCUGGAGCAGCUCCAGCUUCACCCCUGGCUCAGAUAAAACACACACACCUACACAGACAUUCUAACACACACUCCUACACACCGAC
Molecule: messenger RNA, 1291 nt
Organism: Morone saxatilis (striped sea-bass)
Lineage: Eukaryota; Metazoa; Chordata; Actinopteri; Moronidae
Product: serine/threonine-protein kinase pim-1-like
Exons: 9
Coding region: 1-1242 (413 amino acids)
Biological process (GO): regulation of mitotic cell cycle; protein autophosphorylation; negative regulation of apoptotic process
Cellular component (GO): cytoplasm
Molecular function (GO): protein serine/threonine kinase activity; ATP binding
Source: RefSeq, a predicted model, not a curated record